AUGCCCCGAGAUGGGCUUAGUGACUUGGAAGAGUCCAGCCGAAGUGCAACUCUAUCUGGCGCCUCUCAGAAGCUCAACUCUGAUACAUCUGGAUCCAUAGACCGAGAGAAAACGGCUAAUACCAACGGUAAGGACAAUGAUUGUAGCAGUGGUAAUGAUAACGUCAUUAGUGAGAAGCCGUGUCCGUAUAUUUCGCAACACGACGCUCAAUUCCAUAUUAUCCAAAGACACGGCGUCAGCUCAUGUCCGGAACUUUGUCAAAUAUUAGGCGAUUUCAAAGAGCUACCAUCAAGACGAGAGAUCCAAGAUAUUCCUAAGCGAGUUGAUAAGCCAAGGCCCGAAGUUGACAAGAGUCGAUAUUGGUAUCAUUUACGUGUUCGUGACAUUAUCUUAGAACGCUUCCGAUCUCUUAGACGAAGGAUUAAACGCUCGGGCUCUUCUACAUUCUCCAUUCGAUCCGAGUUUCCCCCUCCUUUGAAUCGCAAGGUACGUCGGCUUCUGGCUCGUGACUCUGUGGAUAUUUGGCCAUCAUCUGGCGAGGAAAGCCCAGUAUUUAAUACUCCUGAGUCCGAUGCUCCCAACGUCAAACGUACUUCGGGAACCGGGAGUCACAUCGACCCAUUGGCUAUGGCCAGUAUGAUGAUUGCUACGGCGGAACUCGAUAGGCUCUCAUCAAGGAUGAGUCUCGACCAGGCGUCUGGAGUAUCUGGAUCGUCAGUGGGUAUUUCACAAAGUUCCCGUGGCUCACAUACGUCGUGCGAUAAGGAUAUCACAACUCCUAACAAUGAAAUGUCUGCAUCGGUGUCCACAGUCCUCGAUAUGCCUCCAGCUGUACCAUUCAAUACACCUUCGUCAUCAGUUCCACAUUCUGGAACGAUAAGCCCGGUAUCUAAAUCACCACAACGGCGUGGACAACGACGAAAAACGCAACGCAGUCGAUUAUCUGAAGUCACGACACCAGAUGAGAUUGCGUCGUUAGCAGAGUCUGUGGAGGAACUUAACGACAGUCUUUCACUUCCAGAUAACCCUAUUGAAACUCUACCAGAAUGUUCGGGUGUAUCAAGGCUAGGAGACGAGGAUCUAUACCCUAAGCCGUUAAUUAUUAACCGCACCGGACAAGAUGAGGCUAAUGUAGGUGUCGGAAAUAGUUCAGGAUAUUCCCAAGAACAAUUUCCCAGCUUUGAGCCUCCUGAGCCCCACAUCCUCUCAGUUGAUCUGAAGAGAGAACUAGGUACUUCGUCGCAGCUCCCAGGUUCUAUACAUUUGGAUAUAGAAGAUAUCAUCACGGCUAGUGUCUCAUCAGUCAGUGGAACGGCUCGUUCUUACGAACCUCUCGAAAUGUCUAGGACUACCGACGAGCCUUCACUACCAGAUGUGUCCCUUGGACUUGAAUUUACCUUUAUGAUACCAGCUAUUUCCUCUGACCUAACAGUAUCAGUUACUUCGAGAGAAACCUGUGGCAUCCAGUCAGACCCUAUUGCUAACAUGAAAGGUGGUACCCCUGCCAUGGAAGCUAAAAUUGACUAUGUGUCGGAAUCUCAGGGUGAACCUGGGGACUCUGAACCUUUCUGUCCUCCCGAUUGCCUCACGACCAGGAGGAGUAGCCGAGAUAGCCUUCCACAGCCAUUGAUGGUGGCGAGACAAGAUAAGGAUGAGACUGUACAAAAGCUGGAGGAGGAUGAGGUUGCAGUGCUGAUUGAAGGAAGCUGUUCGAACAUUGCGGGAUGA
Molecule: messenger RNA, 1728 nt
Organism: Daldinia caldariorum
Lineage: Eukaryota; Fungi; Ascomycota; Sordariomycetes; Xylariales; Hypoxylaceae
Exons: 4
Coding region: 1-1728 (575 amino acids)
Source: RefSeq, a predicted model, not a curated record